GUUGACCACCAGCUGCAGGAACUGCAUCUUAGUGGCGCCACCACCACCACUGCAGUUGCAAAAAUGAGUCCACCAUCAAACCGCAACAGCGAGAUGAUGGGGCGGCUGGCGGAAAAAGCGGUGGAAACCAUGGAGGCGUUUGACUUAGCCCAGCUCGGCUCACUCAGCUGGAGCUUUUCGCAGUACUUUACUACAACUUCAUCCACCGCCAGUAAAGCUGUCGGCACAGCAACAUCAAGAGCAUCGUCAAGAAUUGCAACACCUCCGGCCAGCGUGAAGCAGUUUUUUCAAAAAACGAAGCUGCGGCUGGAGCGCGACAUCGCGCAAACCAGUCCGAAAGUUUUGGUCCAGUUUGUGUACGCAUUGUCGAAGAUGGGGGAGGCGGAGGAGGACUUAUACAAAUUUACGCUUGCGCCGGCGAUCCGUUCGUUCUUGCUCGAUUUUGAGACGAAGGACCUCUGCGCCGUCGUGUGGGGCUUUGCACACGCCCGAAUCGUCGACACUGCUUUUCUGCAGGACGUGGCGCAUUUUCUCGAACAGAAGGUCUCGCACAUGAACGCGCACGAUAUCGCGGCUCUGGUGCUAGCGUUCUCCUCUUUUGACAGCGAAGUUAUGGCAGCUUCUACUUCUCUGACCGGGACGACGAAGAUGAUGAUGAAAGCAAACGAGGACCCUGGCGCAGCUCCUGCGAUGACGAGCGGUACAACUACUACCCUAGAGCAAGCCAUGCUGUUUAGGACCUUGAUGAAGAAGCUUUCCAAACAAGCGUUCCUGCUAGCGCCUACCUUCUCGCCGAUGCAGCUCACCCGGGUGCUGUGCGGGCUGUCCGCGACCUGCACUGCCGGGGGCGGUACGGCGGCAAGUAGACUGUCGGAUCAUGUUGAUUCUGGAGCUGACCACCACGAACGCGAUGAAUUGACGAACGAGCAUAGCAGAACUGCGACGGCCGCGGCCAACAACGGGAUCAUCAAGAAGACCACUUCUUCUGUGCCGGCGAGAAACGCCAACGCCACGCACCGGCGAACUUUCGACCGGCUGCUCGUAGAGGUGAGGGAGAAGAGACAUCUCUUGUUAUCCAGUGUGUACAACUAGAAAACGUCCCCAAUGAUCCAUGGCCAAGAAGAUGGAAAGUAGAUACACAAAACAGCAAGUCGUCCUGACUGUUGCGCAUGAUGACACCUUUUGGCUCUAGUGUAGUAGAAGUCGAGGUUAAGAUUACCUCGUGCAGUCGCGUCACAAAUCGGCUGCUUCUACAACAUGUUGAUGUGAGCACGACAAUAAAUCCCCAGAUAGUUCUCGUAUCCGUUAGAAAGCCGCGCUUUAUCUCGUCAUGGAGAAGUCUGGGGAGAACUGUUGGGGACGUACUAUUUUUGUACACAGGAUACUUGUACCGGUCCAAUGUGAUCGACAUUCUGCAAGCCGUGACGCUGAACUUGGAAUACUACCCGAGGGAGCACUUGCCCUGGUUGCUAGAAGCGAGUUCCGGUAGUCUCGACAAACUUCCCGUGGACGACGCCAUCGUGUUGCUCGAGAUCCUCGCUGACGUGUUGACCAACGGAACGGGUGUUUUCCUGGUCAACAGCGAGCAGGAAGAAUCAGCUCGACGUCGUGGAGAGCACCUUUUGGCAACGAGUGGUCCAAGCGCACGAGAGGAAGACCGAGAGUUGUACAGCGCCUUCUCCAGCACUCUCCAGACCCACGAUCUGCUGGAUAUGAUUCACGGCUUAUGUGAUCGGGUGUUGCUCUCGAUCAAAGCGGCGCCGAAGUCGCCGUGGCGCACCGACUGCGACAAGGUUGCGAAGGUGUUGGGCAGUUGUCGCAGGAUUCAGCAGUCCCGCUUCGGCGGCCGGAGCCUGGCGAAUGUGGACGAUUUUUUACUGGAAACGUGUAUUCUGCGCCCGCUCCCCUUCACGCUGUUGGAGGACAGCAGCACGGAAGACGGAAGCAAUUUGUUUCUGGAGUUGCUGCAAGAGUUCUGCGCGUUCGGCUUGCAAACGCGGCAGAAUUACCUGAUCCGCGCGACGUGCCACCGCCGCCCGCAAAUAUUGCAGGCUUUGCAACAGCGCCUGGACGCGUAUUUCCACAGUGUCACGAGCGGCUUCCACAGGAAGUACAACACCCGGAACGCGGUCGAGUUGGUGAAAAUCUUCGCUUCCCUCGGGAUCGACAGCAAGCACGGACGCUGGCUGAUCGACGAAUGCCUCUUCUUGGACAGCGACAUUCAGGCGAUGGUCGCGUUCGGAAACAGGUACUUCAGUAGCGCGGCGCGGAGUGGUAUCAAAUGCAAAAAUGUCUGGGUCUGGAAGAAUGCAGACUUGUCAUGCAUAUUUCUCAUGACCCCUGAUGCCUGUAAUGCAUGACCUAGUAUCACAGACAUUUAGAGGUCUUCCUGAUGCGCCUUCCGCAUGAGAAAUGCCCUCUCCGCGUAGCACAAACUGGACCUUUCUUGCUGGUCAUGCAACACUAAUUUUUUUAGAAUCCAAAAACAGCAUGACAAGUUGCAUUCUUCCAGACCCAGACAUUUUUACAUUUGAUAAGUGGGAGAAGUACGCAAAAGAAUUCCGAGGGGCUUGGUGUUGCACCAAGUACGAGCAGCUUGCAGGACGAGGAAGUGAUCCAGCUGAUCUGGAGUUUGUCGGAGUUGAAUUGGAACCCGACCCUGGCGCGGGGACUACUGAAAUAUAUCACCGGGAAGAGGCGACUCCUGCCUGAGGAUGAUGGAAUUCAUCUUUACUUCAAAGACGAAUUAUCUUCCACACCGCAGGUCGGCAGCGACGUCGACCGACAUCUUCACGCCGAUGGUGCAACAAGGACGUCAGCGGAGAAGUUUUUACCCGGUGAAAACCAGGACCUCGCUGAUGUUGAGCCACCAGAGCCAGUUUCGCAAGAGGCCAACUUGAAACUUGCGUUUUCCCUGGCGCUGCAGCUGGUGCCGGAGCUGGUCGGGGACAAAACCGGCAUUGUGCCACUUAAGCUCGUGGAAGAGAUCAUGCGAGGUGGGGAGGUGGACUUGUUUGACCCGAAUGUUGCGGCGCAACGUGAUCCGGUGAGCUUUGCAGCAGCGAACAAAAAAAUCCCCAAAGACUCGUGGAUGCACUUGGCGCAAACGGCUUUCGCAGAGAUCGAAGAGAAGGACUUUACACACUACCGUGAAAUUAUUCUUUCUGGUGGGAGAAAUGAAGGCUCGACCACGAAGAUGAAAGACGAAGAAACAUCAGCUCCGGUAGCGUCGGGAGAAACGACAACGAAGAGCUUUUACGGCGACCAAGAUGUUGACCAUUCUUCUGUCGUGAGAACAAGCUGUAGUUCUACUGACUCAACAAGAAGAAAGCAGGCGACAGAGCGAAGAGUAGCAAACUUGCAGUAUCAAAUGUAAAAAUGUCUGGGUCUGGAAGAUUGCAACUUGUCAUGCUAAAUCUGCAGCAUGCAAAAAUCUGUGUUGCAUGAGCCCAAUCUGUUUAUGCUAGCAAAGGGCUAGUGCGCUGUGGACCCCCAGGAUCAGGUAGACGAGGUCCCAGACCGAAGUGGUAGCUAGGCGCUUAGGGUGAACUAUGUAUGUAGCGCUUAGGGCCCUUCCGUACGGCCAAUAUGUAUGCCCGCAACGGGGUUCGCCUAUGUCGGUCAUUUGUAUGCAAGGCGUUGGGUUACCCGGUCGGCAGAGCCGAUCCACAACGAACGAACGAACGAAUGAUUACCAAAAGUCGUCCAGUUUUGACCAAGUCGGGAGGGAGUUUCUCAUGGAGGAUAGGCAUUAGAGAAGUGUCGCAGAAUCUGUCAUGCUAGGUCCUGCAUUCCAGACCUCAUGGGCCAUGGAAAAGCAGCAUGACUAAUCGCGGACUCUUCCAGACCCAGACAUUUUUACAUUUGAUAUGCAGCAAUACGUGACAAACAUCAAGCACGACUUCUUCCGUUCGGAUCUGUACCCGGCGAAAGACAGAAGCCAGAGCCUGGCGUCGUUGAACAAGGCAAACACCAUAUCCUGAGUAAAAACGUACCCACACCAGAGUCAGGAUCGGGAUUUUGCAACACAAACCUAGGAGUUUUGUGAGUCACGCAUGACAAGUUUCAGUCGGUAAGGUAGUGCAAGUUAGCAAGGAAAGCCGCAUCACAAAUCGAUCUGCUGAUCCUGUUUACAGCAUUACGAGUUCCCAAACACGAUUGAAAAUGCCUGUCAUGGGGUUGCGCAUCACAAAUGUUCCUGUCAUGGCAAAUCUGCAUGACAACUCCGCCUGCUACAACCUCGUGCUUCCACUUUUUUGGAUGGUUUUUUACUGGGGGUAGAACUGUGUCAUAGUUCCUGCUUCAAACCCUUUUACUUUUUAUUUUGGUUCCCUCGGUGCUGAGACAGGGAGUUUGCACAGAGUUAUUUCUACCUAGAUAACAACCAACUCACGUCGCAGCCGUCCCAGGAGUUUCGGUUGUUGUCUCUCGGUAGAAAUCACGCUGUUCAAAAAUUUCUGUUUUGGAGUUUACCGGGUACGCGGUUAAGGUUUAUCGAGUUGCGUAGGUCUGUUUAUCGAGUUUACCGGGUCUGUUUAUCGAGUUGCGUAGGCUACUCGGUAAAUUUACCGGUCUUGCGCAGCAAUGUGAAUCCAAUUUACUUGCUGCUGCUAUGUAUGUUUUUGUAUGACAGCACGGCGCCACCUUUGGCAUGGCUUCGCCUUUCGUAAAAAUGUGUGGCGAUUUGUAUCAGUCUCUGCGCUUCGUGGUUACUGCUGCACUUUCUUCGUAAGUACCUGCUGCCUCGUAAAUGGAGCUAGAUCGCAAAUUCGUGCGCUCCUCAUUCUGAAAAAGCCGAUCUUCCCUGCCUUCCCAUCGUGCCCACGUAGAUGUAGUUCUCUACCCUUUUACUUCCUCCUUGUCGUGUAGUUUUGUCUUGUUGCUUGCCUCAUCCUUGUAGCGCUAGAUCGCGGAUCCCGCUUCCUCGCAGGGGCAGCUGUUUUUUUUCCGCCUUGCCAGCGGACCUGUGGAGGGGUUGGGGUUGCAGCUGCGGCUGUUUGCGUGUAGAUUUAUCGUGGGUCGGCUACGUUGUAGGAAAGGGCAUCUAUUUUUGUAUGUGGGCGUUCCUGAUAUUGCCGCUCGGGCUUAUCCGUAUCGCUAGCUGUGUCUCUAGUUCUUUAUUGGUUUUAAGAAAGUAGCCAGGCCCUUUUUGCGAUCUCCGGUGGAGAAUCAUAGCACGCCACUCCUAAUUUAGUCCCUGGCCCGGUCUGCUAAUCCGGGUAAGUAGCAACAUUUCCGUGCUUCUCCACUAAAUUGCUUUUUGGUGUCUGCCCGCUCGGGGAAUAAUUACAUAAACGGCUCCCGCUUGUGGUGGUCAGAGGCGUUCGGGUCUAGUUAGUCCCUAGCUGCGCGCUACUCCUUCAGUACGUGCGGGCUCCAGGUGCUGCGAUCACCGGCAGGAGUCUAACAACAGCGAACAUAAGGACGUUAGAUUUUUGAUUGCUCUACAUUACAAGACCGGCACUUGUGUCGGCCCGCCGAAGUUUCGCGCGCGGGUUCAGCAGUCUUCUUUCUCGCGAAAAAGGUGAGUCUCCUGACCCUUCUGGUCGUCACCAUUCCGCCGGUGUCUGUGCUUUCAUUCGGGCGCGUCACCCACCUCAGGACCUCAGGUUAAGAGUUUGUCGACGUAAUUUACAAAGGGACGCCCUGCCCUUAGUUUCCCAACAUGACAACUCUGGGGUGGGGACGAUUUGACACAGGAUACACCAACCGGAAAAGAAAGAACACCAACUCGCCCCCGUCCGUGAACGACUCCCUGACUGUAUUGUGAGGAAGAAUCCACCCUCCCCAUACCAAACCGGGAUACUUCUGAAAAUUUGUGAUGCUGAUUUGAGACCACAAAUCGUCGCUGUAUUGCAUGAAGGCAAAUCUACAGGGUCCGCCACAUUCUAUAGGCGGUUUGUCAUGCUGUUGCUCCUACAGCGUAGACGUCUGUCAUGCUAAGCGCCUAGGCCAAAACCUGUCUACUGUGGCUUGGUAUGGGCCUGCAGUCCUCGCCAGCAAGACAAAUCUGAUUCGUGUGCGCAAAUCCAGCAUCAGAAACAUCCUUUUGAUAUGGGGAGGGGAGAUUUUUCCUCUCAAUAGACUGCCAACCGGCAAGCGAUGCGAAUCAAGGAAUACCCUUAUGACAUUUGGCUCUCGGACGCGUUGGUUUCCUUGAAGAUCCCGCACGUAAAGAAUUUCGUCGUGGACAACCUGCACAAAGUCUGCAUCGCCUUCCCGGAGUACAAGACGCUGGUCGACUGCCUCGACGCGCGAGACUUGCUCUGCACCACCGGGCUGAACACAACGGACCUGAGGGUUACCGGAUCGGCGAUUCUGCGCCGCCGACAGUUGAUUGACCGAGGAUGGUAUGGAUUGCAAAUGUGUCUGGGUCUCCUGGAAGAUUCUAAACUUGUGAUGCUGUCUGUGGAUUCUAAAAAAAUUUGUAUUGCAUCAUGACCAGCACCAAGAGGACUCCAGUUUGUGCUACGCGGAGGGGGUUUUUCUCAUGCGGUGGAGGCAUCGCAAUCGCAAAGCCCUCGAAAAAUCUGUGAUGCUAGGGCAUGCAUCACAGACAUCAUGGGGCAUUCAAAAUAUGCAUGAAAAACCUGGCAAUCAUCUUCCCGACCCAGACAUAUUGCCAGUUGAUACAUGGGUCGUGCUGGAAACCGACCUUCGCAUGCUGCACACCAAAAUGCGCGAAAAGUGCAUCCGCAGCUACGUCAGCGAGCUCGUUGGCGAUUUGGCGCCGUUGAAAGUGCACAAGUUUACGGGCCAGGAUCAAAUGGCCGCGGAAGUGCUGGGGGAAGAGUUUUUUUGAUCUAGUUUCUGCGUAGCGAAAUUCUAGAGAAGAAAAUGAACAAUGAUCUAUCACGAUGGACAAGUGUUGGCCUUUACAUCUAAUGAACUGUUUUGCUUUUCUUUGCGCUUUUCCUUCGCUCACCGAGAAGCGAGCACACACGUUGCUUUUCUUUAUGCUGCUUUUCUUGAAGCCUCGCACGAACUCGGCCUUCGCGGGAAAAUGAUGACAACAAGGAUGAUGAAAAUAUAACGAGAUACGCGGGGUAGCUCCCUUCGACUCUAAAACUAGUGUCACAGCAGGGAAAUGAACUUCCCGCUGCGCUCGUCACGGUAAUUUCACGCGACAGGCUACUUACUUGCUCUGAAAAGAACAAAAACGCGCAUCUGCAAGCGUGUCCAACAAAUGGGAGGUCGGUGCUGGUGUCUCGCUACGUGUACGUAUCACAC
Molecule: messenger RNA, 7230 nt
Organism: Amoebophrya sp. A120
Lineage: Eukaryota; Dinophyceae; Syndiniales; Amoebophryaceae
Source: the annotation of a GenBank genome assembly